This is a messenger RNA of Paraphaeosphaeria sporulosa, 465 nucleotides long. RefSeq lists its product as uncharacterized. The coding region runs from base 1 to 465 and encodes 154 amino acids. The transcript is spliced from 3 exons. NCBI's taxonomy places the organism in Eukaryota, Fungi, Ascomycota, Dothideomycetes, Pleosporales, Didymosphaeriaceae. The record is from RefSeq and is a predicted model, not a curated record.
AUGUCGUUGGCCUCACAGGUCUCUGACAGCAAGUGUAGCAGCCGCUGUGUUCUUUGCUAUAUCAUGUGUCUGGCAUUCCCCAUCGGCACCUGCUACUUCUGCCGGUACGAGGACUCUCAGGAUGAGCAGCCCAAGAUCUCCAUCGACGAAGUCCACAAGAUGUACGACGACGUAACUGCGGUCACCCUGCCUGACCAUCUCUGCGAGAUGCUCCAGGGCAACUACAAGGCCGACACUAUGCCCAUUUGCACCAUCGACCUCUCACACUCCGAGAACUUUCUCCAGCACGUCACGGGCAUCGACACCCCGGAGCAGCUAUGCACCCAGGUUCAUGGCAGCUUUGUCAACGGCAAUUGCACUCUCAACUUGUCUCAGGCUGGCCAGGCCACACUCGACGUCAAGCAGGCGGCUUGCGCCUCGCUUGAUGGACAGUGGGCCGACAACCACUGCGCCUUGCUUGGUUAG